Molecule: messenger RNA, 2055 nt
Organism: Peromyscus leucopus (white-footed mouse)
Lineage: Eukaryota; Metazoa; Chordata; Mammalia; Rodentia; Cricetidae
Gene: Dctd
Product: dCMP deaminase
Exons: 6
Coding region: 249-803 (184 amino acids)
Biological process (GO): dUMP biosynthetic process; dTMP biosynthetic process
Cellular component (GO): cytoplasm
Molecular function (GO): zinc ion binding; dCMP deaminase activity
Source: RefSeq, a predicted model, not a curated record
GGCUCGCACGGCGCUCCGCUCCGCUUGCACGUGGGCGGCCACUCGCGGCCUUUUCCCCUCCCCGAGUCCCUCCUGGCGCCCACGUGGCGGGGAGGGUGGAGACUUGAGAUCCUGGCGCGAGCGGAGUUGGCGGGGAGUUGUGUGUGUGUGUGUGUGUACGCAUCCUCUCCCGGGCUGUAGGAGGGUCUCCCUGGACUGGCGACAUCUCAGCCUCAGUGUCCUCCUUCUGAAGCUGCUGGUGGUGGCAUAUGACUUCUGGACCCAACAUGAGUGACAUUUCCUGCAAAAAACGGGAUGACUAUCUGGAAUGGCCUGAGUAUUUCAUGGCGGUGGCCUUCUUAUCAGCCCAAAGAAGCAAGGAUCCAAGUUCCCAGGUCGGAGCCUGCAUUGUGAAUACAGAAAACAAGAUUGUUGGGAUCGGGUACAACGGGAUGCCAAAUGGAUGCAGUGAUGACCUGUUGCCCUGGAGGAGAACAGCAGAAAAUAAGCUGGAUACUAAAUACCCGUAUGUGUGCCAUGCUGAGCUGAACGCCAUCAUGAACAAGAAUUCGGCUGAUGUGAAGGGCUGCAGCAUGUAUGUCGCCUUAUUCCCCUGUAACGAGUGUGCUAAGCUGAUCAUCCAGGCAGGUAUAAAAGAAGUCAUUUUCAUGUCGGAUAAAUACCACGACAGUGAGGAGACAACAGCCGCCAGACUCUUGUUUGAACUGGCUGGGGUUACGUUCAGAAAAUUCACCCCCAAGUACAGCAAGAUUGUCAUUGACUUUGACUCAAUUAAUAUCCAGCCGAGUCAGAAGCUUCAGUGAGUUCCGUCUCGUUAAGUCCCGGAAGAAGAGGGCUCCUCUCCUCUCAGAAGCCCCUGGUGCCUUUCAUCUGGAAGUCGCGCAUAACUUUUUAAUAGCCGGCGCAGCACACGCAGACCUUGAAUCCUCUUUCCCGUCCCCACCGUCCCACGGAUCUACAUCUGUUUAAGCUGUUGAUUUAGUUUGAUUUGGAACCCAAGGGCCUGCCAGCCCCGGGGCUGGAGUGAAGGUCUUUCCGCCUUCGCCGACCGUCUGGCUGGGGUGAGGGUUAGGACAGUGUCGGCUCUCUCUGUCACCCACCAAUUCCAACAGCCGCUCCUUCGCUAGGACACACACAUAAUUGUGUUCUUAGCAGCCUCACAGUGAUGCGAACAUCUGGCCCAAAUGAAGCCUACCCUUGUCACGCCAGGACCACGGACGGAGGCAGGAGAGCCAUUGCUGUACAGUUGAGGGGAGCUGGCACCCACCUACCCAGAGAGGAUCGAGGGUGACACGAGUCCCCCCAGAUCAGCACAGCUGAACCGGGAAUGUCCUCUCAGUGUGUCCCUCCCUGCCUCACACACAGCCCUGGCACGCUAUCCCUCUGGAGGGUGGCGACCCCUCUGCUUCCAGCCUCUUCUCCUUGGUUUGUUGGUCACACAGCACUGUUACAUUUAUCCCAGUGAUAAGUGGUUCCUAGAGGAGGCGGCUCAUCCCUCCCCCUAGACCAGGCACUGUGUGAUGACAGCUGGAGUUUAUGGAUGGGUAGCGUGGGGCAUCCCCCCCUCCCCAAUCCCAUUUCCCCCCGCUGUGUGGAAACAUGUUACUCAUGCUGCGUGCCAACAUGGUUUGUUUCCAAGGGCGCCCUACAACCAGAGAGUGCGUUCAUUCCCGUCCUGUAAGAGAACUGUGGGAAAGUCUGUACUGGAGGUGGUCUCUUCCAGACCCACUGGUGACUGUCCCUCAUGUGUGCCUUCAGCCACACAGGCAGCCUCGGCUCUGUGAUCAGUGGGGGGGGGGGGGGUGUGCUCCGCUGUGAGCUUUGUUUUCUGUUCCAUUUAACUUCUGUUAAACAUGCCCGGUGCCUUUGAUAAAAUGGUUUUCUUUAUCUUAAAGAUGAUUACCUUUUAGGUUGCUCUUACUUUUUCAUGAAAGUUUUUAUGAAACUUCGUCUCUGAGUUGUUUUUUUUUUUUAACUCUAUUCUGGGGCAUUUUGUCAUUUUUGCUCUUUACCAAUAUUAUUAAAGUUUUAUUAGAAUCAUCUACCAGCACCAAA